Rhineura floridana is the source of this 2584-nucleotide messenger RNA. RefSeq names its product potassium voltage-gated channel modifier subfamily G member 2 (gene KCNG2). The transcript is spliced from 3 exons. Gene Ontology annotation, molecular function: protein binding; voltage-gated potassium channel activity. Gene Ontology annotation, biological process: protein homooligomerization; potassium ion transmembrane transport. Gene Ontology annotation, cellular component: membrane; voltage-gated potassium channel complex. Lineage: Eukaryota; Metazoa; Chordata; Lepidosauria; Squamata; Rhineuridae. Bases 460 to 2004 code for a protein of 514 amino acids. The record is from RefSeq and is a predicted model, not a curated record.
GCGGAGGCGAGAAGCGCAACGGAAGCACUGCUCCACCCGACAACCUUUCCGCGUGGGAUUUUAAAGACGGGCGAGGGAGGGGAGUGUAGAAGGCGGCGCCUAAAGCGAAGUGGCGCGGGGCGGUGUCCUUCUCAAUUGCCCCUUUUCUUGGCUGCCUUCUCCGAGCCUGCGGUGCCGCUGCUACUAGUGGCCGGACUUUCUGGUCUGAGGAGUGGGGAAGCACCUGCAGCCCGCCGCCGAAAGGGUGCAGCCUUGUCAGAGCCCCGGCCUUCCGUCUGUCCAUCCGCGGGGAAGCGGGAAAGUCUGUUUUGGUUCUUUUCCGAUGCGCCCACUGACAGCGCGAGGUGACAGAGCUCUCCAGGGUUCGCAAGAAGAGUUGCUUGAAAGUGGAGACCAGCCUCAACUAUAAAGAAUCUACCAUUUCUUUGAAAAGGCUAGGCACCCCCAUGAACGUAGCAAAUGUAUCAGGAAAUGGCACUGCUCCCUGGGAACACAGAUCCCGAAUUCACCUCAUACUCUUACAACAACUUGGAGACACUUUGCGAAGUACAGACAAAGAAAGGAUUCUUCUACAAAAAAGCCAAGCUUCUGCAUCCUGGGGAAGACUUGUGUUGUACUGCUCACCGGGAAGACCGAACUGGGUAUGCAAUCAUCAAUGUAGGUGGCAUCAAAUACAGAAUUCCAUGGACCACAUUAGAGAACUGCCCCUUGACCAGGCUUGGGAAGUUAAAGUCAUGCAACAAUUAUGAUGAGAUCAUGGAUAUCUGUGAUGAUUAUGAUGUCAAUUGCAAUGAGUUUUUUUUUGACCGCAACCCUUGUGCCUUCAGGACCAUCAUGACUUUUUUAACAGCUGGGAAGCUAAGACUCCUCAGAGAAAUGUGUGCCCUCUCUUUUCAAGAUGAGCUGGUUUACUGGGGGAUAGAAGAGGAACACCUGGAGUGGUGCUGUAAAAAAAGACUGCGACAGAAAGAGGAAGAGAUGGCGGAGGCUGAACUGUUUGAAGAUGAAAUGGUAUCUAAUGAAGAGCCACAAUGUGCCUUCGAGGACAGCAGCCGUUUGCAUUUCUGCAUGAGAAAGCUCAGGGAUAUGGUGGAAAAUCCUCACUCGGGGAUCCCUGGAAAGAUCUUUGCUUGCAUAUCUGUUUCCUUUGUUGCCAUCACUGCAGUUAGUAUCUGUAUCAGCACCAUGCCAGAUCUCAGAGAAGAAGAAGAUCGGGGUGAAUGUUCCCAGAAGUGCCAUGACAUCUUUGUGCUGGAGACUGUCUGUGUAGCUUGGUUUUCCUUUGAGUUCAUCUUGCGCUCCAUCCAGGCAGAGAGCAAGUGCGCCUUCUUGAAGACUCCACUCAACAUUAUAGACAUCGUGGCCAUCUUGCCUUUCUACAUCUCUUUGAUUGUAGAUAUGGCAUCUACCAAAAACACCAACAAACCUGGGGGUGGUGGGGGAGGAGUUGGAAAUAAAUACCUAGAGAGAGUGGGUCUGGUUCUCCGCACUUUGCGAGCCCUUCGUAUUCUGUAUGUCAUGCGGUUAGCCCGGCAUUCACUGGGGCUGCAGACUCUGGGACUUACUGUACGCCGUUGCACACGGGAAUUUGGACUCCUCCUCCUUUUCCUUUGUGUUGCUAUGGCACUUUAUUCCCCCCUGGUUUACUUGGCAGAGAGUGAACUGGGAGCCAAACAGGAGUUCACUAGUGUUCCCAGCAGUUACUGGUGGGCUGUAAUAUCCAUGACAACUGUUGGGUAUGGUGACAUGGUACCUCGUAGCAUUCCUGGACAGAUAGUAGCUCUGAGCAGUAUCUUGAGUGGCAUUUUGCUUAUGGCGUUCCCUGUCACAUCCAUAUUCCACACUUUUUCCCGCUCCUACAUAGAGCUUAAAGAACAACAGCAGCGAGUUGCUAGCAGACAGCUUCAUCAGGUAGAAGAAAGCAGCAAAACUCCAGAUAACAGUUCUCAGGAAGGAGACUCCACAUGUUCACAAGGGAUUGAGCAGGGAACUAAGAGUUGCUGACUGGAGCCAAACUAAAGUAUUGCAGCCAUAUGAUGGGAAAAGUGGAUGAGUGGAUAUUUUAUAUAUCUGAACUGCCCAUAUUAGGGUAUUAAGCCACACACAGUGAUGGAGAAAGACUGCCUUUUAAGCAAUGACUUAAGUGACCAAUCAAGUCUCUUAAAAUAAUGCUGAGGACAAUUCAGUUGCAUCAUCCUUAGAAAACAAGAGACUGUUCAGCACUAAAAAUGCUGCUAUUUGAUCUUAAAAGCAGUUGAAGACAGGUUUCCACUGUGCACAUGGGGGGAAAUAACUGCUAAAACAGUUGUAUGUUUUUAACUAAGUGCCCAAAAUUCAGGGUAAAGUACAUCUGCCAUUGACUAUACAUAAGAGUGGAAACAAGAGAGAUUGCACAAGAAUCCUUUUUCCUAAAACCUGUACCAGUGAUGGAGUCAUGUUGUAAACAGUCAUGGAGUAUUGCACAGAAAGGGUAAAAGGUACAUUUGGAAGUAUGGGGAUAAAAGUCCAUUUCUGACAAAUGUAUCCCUAGUUUAUCUUUCUGUUUAGUUUUUUUCUUCAAUAAAAAGAAAAUCAAUAAUCACAA